Molecule: messenger RNA, 1266 nt
Organism: Stylonychia lemnae
Lineage: Eukaryota; Ciliophora; Spirotrichea; Sporadotrichida; Oxytrichidae
Source: the annotation of a GenBank genome assembly
AUGAGUAUCCCAUUUAUAAUCGCUCUCCAAAACUCAUUAUCCUUGGAGCUUUAGUCAUUAUCAAACUCAAAUUUGUACAUUAGAGCUCUGAGAAUAUAUAAAGUUUUGUCAUACUACGAAGGCUAUUGGCUAAGAUUAAAGAACUAUGAAGAAAAUGAGGAGGUGCGCACUUCAAAUUAUUUAACUAAAGAGGAGAAUAUGAUGCUUUCCAAAUCUAAGAAAUGGAGAGAAAAUCAAUUAAUUUCAUUUAUGAUUUUCAACUUAUUGGUACCACUGUUCCUACUUUCCUCUAUUUCUUUCAUUUCUCCAUAUAUUUACACUAUUAUCCCAGUUUAUGAUACUUAAACUUGUUGGAGCUACUUCACUGAGCAGGAAUAUAUCCUAAAUCUGCCAAGUACUUCUUGUGGAAUGCAAGAGGUUAACGCGAUAAUUUUUGUUAUCUUUAACUGGUUUGAGAUUGCUGGAUUUUCAAUAGCAUUUUGGAUAAUCAGAAACAUCAAGAAUGAACUUAAUAUUAAAAUAGAGCUUUAUUUUGUACUGACAGAUAUAGAUCUACAAAAUACUGUAAAACUAUUAAUUUACAUUUCUAUUUUACUAAGAAACUUUACCACAUUAUGUGCAACAACAAUGUUUUCCAUUUACACUAUGAUUAGGCAUCCAGAGAGAGCCUAUCCUAAGAAUAUUGAGGGAAAGUUAGAAGCUCUUGACUUCGACUUAGUCUUGAGUUCCUCUCUAUCAUUUUAAUACUUUUAUGAUUUCGUCCAAUAAUUUCAAUAAAACUACAAACCAUAUAUGGAUGUUUAUGUUCUUUCAAAACUUUACCAAGAAAAAAUAAAUGAGUUGAUGAGUGAUGAUAGAAGUUUAUCUAAGAAAAUAAAUUACGAUGAAAUUGAAAGAUUAAAGAACAACCUGCUAGAUCUGGUUCAGAGGAAUUAAAACUCUCAUUUUAACUUUGAGUCGAGAUAGGACAUAUCCGUUCCUAGAUUCCCUAAUGAGAUAAGUAGUUUGCAGAAUAGUGUAUUAAGUAGCGAUGUGAAGUCAUUUUUGCCUUAAUUCUAGUUCAAAGCUGAUCGAAAUUCAAGAUAGAUCGAAUUCAUAGAUUUCACUCUCUGUCUUACUAAAUCUAAGUUUGAACUGAGAAUGUGCUACGAAAGGCAUUUUAAAAAGCAUAGAAAAUUUGAAGAUCUGAUCACUUAGUUAAUUUAAAAUGAAAUCGAAUAGAAAUUCCUAGAGCACGCGGGAGUCAUUAAAAAUUAAGAUGAAUGA